CGAGCGCGCGCACGUGAGACAUCUCAGGAAGGCGGAAGUCGUGCUGCCCAUGAGGGACCAUCUCCUUAACCCCCUCCUAGUUGGUCCCUGGGAUGGCUGAAGAAAAAAGACCACGAAUCCCUCGUUAGGUCACUGGUCGGGAAGGGUCUGCACCAGGAGUGGGGCGCCAGCUUCUCAAUUUUCUCACCCCUCCUCCCACCCCACGGAUCGAUCUCUGUCUUGUCUUCCCUUAUCCUUUCCUCCCCUACUGCCCAUCAUCAAAUAAUGACCCAGAGCUUUGCAAAGUUACCCUUGCCCCGUGAGGUUGCUGGAGUAUUGUCCCAAAGAGAGUAGGGAGAGUGUCAUGCGCUUCCGGAUGCCUGGAUGGAAGGGAUCGCCGGGGAAGAUGGACAGCUGCAUGAAGGAAAACCGACCCUGGGAGGAUAUGGGACUUAAGUUAUCCAGAAAGGAUGCCUGCAAGAUGCCAGUAUGGACAGAAUAGCUUAUGAUGCUUAUCCCCACCCAUCACUUUCGAGACAUUGAGCGGAAACCAGAAUACCUCCAGCCAGAGAAGUGUGCCCCACCUCCCUUCCCUGGUCCUGCGGGAACCAUGUGGUUUAUCCGUGAUGGCUGUGGCAUCGCCUGUGCCAUUGUCACCUGGUUUCUGGUCCUCUAUGCGGAAUUUGUAGUCCUCUUUGUCAUGCUGAUUCCAUCCCGAGACUACGUAUACAGCAUCAUCAACGGAAUUGUGUUCAACCUGCUGGCCUUCUUGGCCCUGGCCUCCCACUGCCGUGCCAUGCUGACGGACCCCGGGGCAGUGCCCAAAGGAAAUGCCACUAAAGAGUUCAUCGAGAGCCUUCAGCUGAAGCCUGGGCAGGUGGUGUACAAGUGUCCCAAGUGCUGCAGCAUCAAGCCCGACCGGGCACACCACUGCAGUGUUUGUAAGCGGUGCAUUCGCAAGAUGGACCACCACUGUCCUUGGGUCAACAACUGUGUCGGCGAGAACAACCAGAAGUACUUUGUUCUAUUCACAAUGUACAUAGCUCUCAUUUCCUUGCACGCCCUCAUCAUGGUGGGAUUCCACUUCCUGCAUUGCUUUGAAGAAGACUGGACAAAGUGCAGCUCCUUCUCGCCACCCACCACUGUCAUCCUGCUCAUCCUGCUGUGCUUUGAGGCCCUGCUCUUCCUCAUUUUCACAUCAGUGAUGUUUGGGACCCAGGUGCACUCCAUCUGCACAGAUGAGACGGGCAUUGAACGCCUCCAACGAACCAAACAGCCCAGGGAGCAGUCGGGCAACUGGAAGUCGGUCCAGGAGGCUUUUGGUGGGGACUUUUCCCUGAACUGGUUCAACCCUUUCACCAGACCUUGUCAGCCAGAGACACCCAUUGACAAGGGCUUGGUACGGCAAGUGUCAUCUCUGUCAGACAUGGACAACAACAUGGUAACAGCUGAGAGCCAAUUGGAAGAAACAAAAGACAGGGCCUCUGUGGAGGUGCUGGAUGAAUAGAGGUCAUGGAGAAUAAGACACCAACAGUGGCUGCUAGCCUGAUGGGUGUUACCAACUCUGUCACCCCACCCUUUUUUUCUUUUAGGAUUGGGGUGGGGGGAUAGGAAGGGCAAUAGAGGGUACAGGAGAGUAGGGACUUUCUCUGAGUUCCUCUUAGCAGCAUGUGCCAAAAGUGAUGGUCAUUAACAAUUCUCUAGGCCUGGAAGGGUGCCUAUUCUCUAUCCAGCAAGGGAAAUGGUGACCAGGAUAUCGGGGGUGGGAGAAUCCACUUCUGCUUCUUGAAGGCUCCCUUGGGAAAGCUGAGGAUCUCCCCAAGAGAAUACUCCUAACAUCAAGGAAGAACAGGCUGGAAAGCUAGAAAGACCCCAGCCACUUCCAGGAAAGGAGUUCUUUGGCUGACUGACUAGGAAUCAGAACAGAGGAGGGGCUGCUGAGCCUGCUUUCAGGGCUUGGGCUUGGUUGAAAGAGCACCCACAUGCAUGCAUGCAUCCAUAUGUAUGCAUGGAAAUGAUCCUGAGUUAUGAGAGUAUUGCCAUCCUAUAGAUACGAGACUCUUCCCUGAGACAACAGUGCAGCCAGCCUUUCUGUGGCCACAAGCCAUGCAUUCCCAGAAGAGCUAGGUGAAGACAUUGAACUCCUGGAAAAAGUCUAGUAAGACUUGGGGACAGAUGCAACCAGAAAUGGCCCCCUUUGCAUUUUAGAGCAACUCCCAAAGACGGUGCCUCACAGAAAACUGCAUUGCUAGACCUAGUGAGCCACGUCUUAUCCCCGACACUUAGAGCAGCCAGCCAAACUUACUUGAAAAUAACCUGGUCCACACCGUUCUGGCUACAGAGUGAAACCCUGUCUUAAAAACAACAAUAAAGAACUGCAUGGUGGCCAGGACAUACAGACUGCUAAACCAGGAAGAGCCCAGGCACUGCUCUCCCAGGAUGAGCUUGGACCUAGGCUGCUCACUGGAAGCCUCCUGCACUCCCCAGGCCAUUGCAGUGGUUGCCAAAGCAGCAGCUUCUGCAAUCUAACCAGUUAGAUAGUCUCAAGAAACACACCCAACUCCCCAACUCAAACCUUGAACCAUUCCCCAGUGUUGCUGACACUGACCUUGGCAGAGGAUUGUAUCACAUCUCUUCUAGCUCUAGGUAAAAGGACAUGAGUCCUGGGCUAAUAGAACCUGUGACCUCAGUGACAUGAAUCAAUCGAGGUUCUGUCUCAGGACCCUGAAAAAGGAAAGCUGUGGGGAGCCGUGUGGUAGUCUGACUCUUGGGCAGCAUCCUAGGGAGUGCCACAGAGUGCCAACAGGGUCAGGGUUAGCCGUUGUGGCCUACUCCACCCCACUGCAAGUGCACUUCCUCCAAGCAGGUCUGCUUUCACAGUUACUAGCAAUAACAUGAGGAGCCCAAGUUGGCCCUAAUCUUGGCACUGUGUGGAGAGAGCUGUCCUCUGACUGCAGGAGCCCCAACCCCAGUCAGACCUGGAUGGCCUAUGUGCUGGACCAUAACCAGAGAUUCCAUACCAGGGAGAAGGCAGGGCUAGUGACUGGGUCCCCAAGGAGCAGCAGUUAAAAGAAGGAAGGAGCUCUGGAGUCAGGAUUUGUUAAUUGAAUGUCCUUGCACACUGAGGCUAAAACUAGUCUUCCUUGGGGACAGCGUGUCCUGCAGCAGAGGUACCUCCCAGCCCACAGCCACCUGUUUCCAUCCCAGCCACUUGUUUCCAGAGUGCUUCUCCUGGAAAGGUUGAAGUAUGCAUUUUUGCUCUUACAGUUUUAGGUCUUCCACAGUCCUCAGCAAACCCAUUACCAUGUCAGGCCUCAGCCAUAUUUCAUCUGUGACCAGGAGGUACUGAACAGUCAGGAUCAUGUAGGUUGUAGUCUGUCCAGCCCUGGGCCUUGUGCCUUUACACCAGAACACAAUGGCCUUCUCUCCAUGGUGACUCCUGAGAUUCUAUUCAGCACUGCAGCUGAUAAGAGAAGGCCCAGUAUUUCUGGGCCAGAGGCUGCUUGCACACCUGCCUCUUGCUUUGAAUAAAAGUUCUUUGGUCUACCUCUGUGCUAGAGGUGCCUAUUUUUUUAGCAGGAGAUCCUAGCCCAAAGCCUUGGACAACAUCCUUCCUCUCAGGUCUGGUGUGUAAAACAAGUGUCACACAGACACUAAUAGUGAUUUCAUGGGGUUACUAACUGCUCCUUGGGCCCAGCAUAGACAGGUCAUCCCACAAGCAUGUACCAGACAUCUGCAUGCCACGGAGGUGGGCAUCUGAGCAAAAGGAGUCAGGACCUGGGGUUUUCUGGUUUCAGGUGAAUGAAGGGAAAGAUGACAAGUUUUGUGUUAACGUGACACAGCUAAAGGUAUUUGGGAAGAGGAGAUCUCAGUUGAGAAAAUGUCUCUGUAAAAUUGGCCUUUACACAAAUGCAUAGUGCAUUUUCUUGAUUGAUGUAGGAGGGCCAGGUCCACUGUGAGUUGUGCCACCCCUGGGCUGGUAGUCCUGGGUGGUAGAAGAAAACGUGAUGGGCAAGCUAUGAGGAGCAAGCCAGUAAGCAGCACUCCUCUGUGACCUCUGCAUUAGCCCAUGCCUCCAGGGUCCUGCCCUAACUUCCCUCAGAGAUGGACUGUUACUUGUAAGUUGAUGCAAUUAACUCUUUCCUCCCCAGGUUGCAGUGUUUUAUCACAGCAACAGAAACCCUAAGGCAAGAAUGGCCUUUGAAUACACAAAAUACCCCUAUUCAACCUGUACUCAGUAUCUCUGGAAUACAUACAUGUCCUUAGAAUUACAGCUCUUGAGAGAGGCUGAUCAUCAUGAAAAGGGCCCAGACCAAGGAGGCCAACCUGGAUCCAUGAAAUUCAGAGGCAAUGAGGUUAAAUUAAGCAGCAUGCUGGCAUAAAAGAAAAAUUAACUCGGGAGCACUUAGCCAUCUUAAAGUUGCCAGUUUAAUUAAAAGCAUAGUGGUAUGUGAGCAGAUCCCUUAUCAGCAGAGGAAAGCACAGACUCCAGAGAACAGGGCAGGACACAUUGCUUCUUCAGAUGUUGUCAUUGGGCAUAGACUCUUACUUAAAGAAAGGAUCUCUCUCCCAUGGCUCGUCCAGAGCAAGAGGGCUUCACGCCAGCGUGGGGCCUACUUCUGAGAGGACAGAGCCUUGGAAUGAGAGGGUGUAGUGCCUGGCCCAGGACCAGCUCCAGGAUGCUUUCUACAGGACUUCCAGCACAGCCUCCAGGUACCCCUGGACUUGAUAGAAUCCAGGGUCUAGAUGGAAGAUGCCUCCAGCACUUCUAUAUUGGGGCUCUGUAUAUGUUUCUGAAUUCAGAUGAGAGUGGCACUGUCUUCUGAGGCCACAAUUCCUAAAUAUGUAUUUGAGAUGUUUGCCUAUGACAUGUGCCCCGGUACCCUGGCACCCUGGAGCUACUGCCUGUAGUUACAUUGGCCUUUCAGCUCUGUCUUGCUGGGCUGGCUCUUGAAUCUGCCUUCACAUGAGUAAUCAAAUUUAAUCAUCCCUGACCUGAAAGCUAAAUGCAAUUUAGAAAAUGCUAACAUGCUUAGCCAAGGCUCAGAGCCAAUCAGGGCUCCUGCCUCCAUCUCCAUGGUAUCAAAUGAGCUACUUGGUGAUGAGAACGACCUUCUCGGCAUGAACCUCUUUCACUUGUCUGGAAAUAAACUUGACAAUGAAUUUCUGGGGUCCAGCUUUCACUGGGGUGCAUUCCAUUUGGAAAUCGAUGGCCUUUCCAGGUGGCACUGCCCUAGAAAAUUGAAAGGCACACAGUCAGCCAAAAGUGCCACAGAGAGAAAUUCGAAUUGCAUGAGGAACCAGGCAGGCAUCAGGUUCCAGUACAGAUCUUGGGAAAUCCCUGUGCUGCAGAGCCAGUGAAGCAGGCCUCCACCUGAAGUGUGGCCACCUGUCUCGGCUAUAAGACAAGAUGGCUGGCUGGAAUGGUUGCUUUCCAGCUAGGCCAGUCACAAACCCUCCUGAGAGCCCUCAGGAACAAGUUUUAUGAUGAAUCUACAAGAACACUUUCUUCUUGUCUAACCCUAGUAUUCAAGAUGGCAAUACAUGAGAGUGUAUUACGCUCUGAGGCUCUGCCCCAAUACUACU
This is a messenger RNA of Mastomys coucha (southern multimammate mouse), 5565 nucleotides long. It is a transcript of the gene Zdhhc3, whose product is annotated as zinc finger DHHC-type palmitoyltransferase 3. Lineage: Eukaryota; Metazoa; Chordata; Mammalia; Rodentia; Muridae. Gene Ontology annotation, molecular function: protein-cysteine S-palmitoyltransferase activity. The record is from RefSeq and is a predicted model, not a curated record. Gene Ontology annotation, biological process: protein targeting to membrane; peptidyl-L-cysteine S-palmitoylation. The transcript has 7 exons. The coding region runs from base 485 to 1486 and encodes 333 amino acids. Gene Ontology annotation, cellular component: endoplasmic reticulum; Golgi apparatus.